Molecule: messenger RNA, 2517 nt
Organism: Fonsecaea multimorphosa CBS 102226
Lineage: Eukaryota; Fungi; Ascomycota; Eurotiomycetes; Chaetothyriales; Herpotrichiellaceae
Exons: 2
Coding region: 1-2517 (838 amino acids)
Biological process (GO): DNA-templated transcription; regulation of DNA-templated transcription
Molecular function (GO): zinc ion binding; DNA-binding transcription factor activity, RNA polymerase II-specific; DNA binding
Source: RefSeq, a predicted model, not a curated record
AUGGACGUGGCAACUUCCAAGCGACCGGCGCCUUCUGCCCUCGAUGACCAUGGCCCUCCUGCGAAGAGGCUCAAGGCCCUGCCCGAAGAGCCUGCGCAAUACAGCGAUGCCGUCCGCAAAAAGCUGGCGUCGACGUCGCGGACAGGACAGGCCUGCGACCGAUGUAAAGAGAGGAAGAUGAAAUGUGACACAGACCCAGUGGCAUGUCAGCCUUGUCGUCAGAAGGGUUUGCGGUGCUACACCACCGACCGUGUGACAGGGCAAGCACGAGAAAGAGGAGAGUCGCAUCGCGCCGAGAAUGAGCUGCUGUUUUUGAGGGAGCAAUUGGCCGGCUACCAGCGCAGAUAUGGCUCUUUGCAGCGAUCAGACUCUUCCGGGAAUAUACCUACAGCGACUCCCAGGAGUUCAAUCUCUCAGUCCACAACGUAUUCUGUGUCUCCUACGUCAUCAAGACCUGACGCGAAAUACGUCGGCUGGCCUUCACCGGGCCACUGCGACCCUCUAUGUUGUGGCCCGGUCAACGGUACUUUGGUGGAUAUCAUGGAUGGCGUCGUUGAUAUUGCAGACUGGGAAUGUGAAAUGAUGGAAGACUAUCCCACUGAGCUGAUGGGUAAAUUCAACCUCUCGAGGACGUCGAUUGUCAAUACGAUUUGUGGAUAUCAACGUGUGGAAGACCCCAAGUUACCACCGAAGGAAGAAGCUCUACGAGAUGCCAAUCAUUUUCUGGUCAUCAUGUCGCAAUACGUUCCGAUUGUCCACAGGCCCAGCUUUAUGGACCUCGUUAACAGAUUCUAUGAUCAGGCGAACACGUUAACAGUUGCUGAGCGGGUCCAGGUGUUGAUUGUUUUCAGCAUAAUCGCCCAUCAAACGGCGGUGAGAAAUCAUCUCCAUUCUGCCGAGAAGUUCGAGGAUUCCCACCGUUACCUCCACUACGCUUUGGGCUACUACCGCGAACUCCUUCAUGACCGGUCGCUUGCGUCUAUGCAGGCAAUGGCGCUGAUCAUUGUCCACUUUCGAAAUCUGCCCAAACCUGGUGUAUCUUGGACCUAUUGCCAUCAGGUCCUGGUACGAGCUAUCGAGUUGGAGUACCACCGCGACCCGGAUAAGAUUCAACUUCCGGAAGGCGAGAACGAUCCACUAUCAAAGGAACUUCGGAUUAGAGUCUUUCACUCAAUACUGGGUAUCUGUGUGACGACGGGUUGCCGUGUUGGCUUACCAGCACCGUGGCAAUUCCAGCAUAUUGACGUCCCCUUACCAAGGGCCAUCAAGGACUCCGAGAUAUCCAAGGACGGGUUUGCUGCGGAGUUGUCAGGCCAAUGCGAGUUCUGGCCUUGUCUACAUCUGGCAAAAUUGCUGCCCCUCCUCACCGAAUUAUACAACAACAUCAUAGCCGUGAGGAAGCCCGCAGUGGAAUAUCUCCAAUGUGUGGAGGCGCUCAACACGAAAAUAAACGCCUGGCGACAAGACUGGGACGAGUCGACUAAAAACGAGCCAAAACAUGUCAAUCUAAGUGUCGCAACCCUUCUCUUCGAGACUUGGGCUGCUGAGUAUCAGCUAAAUUUACACCAUCCAGUGUGUUGUACGAGUGAUGAUCCUGAGGUGAUUGAACGACAUCUGGACAUCUGCCAUAAAUCCGCCAAACGUCUCUUGCAAAGUUUCCACCGACUGUCGAGCAGAUAUAAAGGCGUCGAUUUCACAUGGCAUUCCACAUUGGCAUACGCAACUGGAUUCGGCAUCACCCUGUAUGUGUACAAGAGGAAAAAAGGGCCAGUCACCGUUGAGCAAUUCGAGGCAAUGCGGAAUGAACUAAAAGGUUGGACAUCGUUGAUGGCGUAUGCAGACCUUGUGCUGAGGACCGGCAACCACCUGCAGAGACAAUUCCAGCCUCGUGUGCAAGCUCUCGAGGAUGAAUGUCGAAGACUGUUGAUUGAGCAGCCCGUGAAGAGCAAUAGCGCCCAAAGCCCAUUGAGCCCAGCCAACCUUCCCAACGCUGGAGGCUCAAUGAAUGUUGAACAGUCAAAUACGCUUCUGUUCCGAGAGCACUCCAGCCCGAACACAACGAUGCACCGAAACAGCCUUCCGCAACCAAUGUACAUGCCUUCCCAAGGGAUAGCUCAAAGCCACCCAACUUCUCCAUUGACCCAUCAACAGUCUCAACGGCAAUGGUCUGGCACAUUUUCUUUUCUUUCCCAACCUUUACCACCGGGACAUGGCCACGAACAGGUGUCAGGUGUCACAUCACCUAUAUUUACAGCUUUUGCUCAGUCCCCGAUUAGUGGACUUUCUACGUCAGCGUCCAUGCCGGCCAUUCCCACAUCCUUGGCUUCCCUGCUUAAUGACUCGGGAAAUCUUUACAUGAGUUAUCCCACGCCACCGCAGAAUCACAACAGCCUUGGAGGAGGAGGGCUUAGCAGGGGUGCCGAUCCACAGAUGGCCUUUUCACCAAAUCAUUACUUUGACGGUCCAGGGCCGAUGGGCUGGCCGCUGAUUAGUAUGCCACCAGGCCACCAGUCAUGA